This is a messenger RNA of Cannabis sativa, 711 nucleotides long. RefSeq lists its product as uncharacterized. The transcript has a single exon. The record is from RefSeq and is a predicted model, not a curated record. The coding region runs from base 1 to 711 and encodes 236 amino acids. Lineage: Eukaryota; Viridiplantae; Streptophyta; Magnoliopsida; Rosales; Cannabaceae.
AUGGAGUGGAAUAGAGAAGAGGGUAUUAAAGCUAAAGAGAUAGCAGAAAAGAAGUUGAUAGCAAAUGACAUAAUGGGUGCAAAGAAAUUUGCAUUAAAGGCUCAAACUUUAUAUCCCAAUCUUGAAGGUAUCUCUAAAUUGAUAUUAACAAUUGAGGUUUACAUUUGUGCUGAGAACAAAAUAAAUGGAGUAGUCACAGAUUGGUAUGGAAUACUUGGUGUGGAUCCCAAAGCAGAUGAUGACACUAUUAGAAAACAAUAUAGGAAGCUUGCUCUAAUGCUUCAUCCAGAUAAGAACAAUUCCAUAGGUGCUGAUGAUGCUUUCAAGCUUAUUUUAGAAGCAUGGAAUUUGUUGUCUAAUAAAGAACAGAGAGAUGCUUAUGACAAAGAGAGAAAUAAGGCAAAAAUGAGUAGUCAUGAUGAUCAAAAUGUUCAUAGUAAAAAAAAUCAUGAGGCUUCAUCAUCAAAACCGGCAGAAGCGGCGGCCGGAACAACUACAAAGCCAAAGCCACCUGAAAACAGUACCAGUGGAGCAGGUCAUGAAGAUCAUCAUCAUCAUAGUCACUCAUCAUCAAAUCCAUACACGUUUUGGACAGUGUGCCAUUGGUGUAAGAUGGAAAUUGAGUAUUUUAGAUGUUAUGUUGAUUGUAAUAUGUUAUGCUUUAAUUGUCUUAAGCAAUUUCUUGCAGUUGAAAUCGUUGGCCAUAUGUAA